AUGAGCCUCGGAUACCCACUACGAAUUCCUUACGAGGAAAUAGUGUGUGGCGUGGAGCAGGCUAUUUCACGUAAUAAAGUUCCAACCGCGGAUGCAGAAGUUAUAAGGCAGGAUAUAGCGGUGAUAUUACGUAAGUCGAAGCUGCCAAAGAGUAACAUAACUACAGAAGAGCGGCUAGCACUUAAACAGUUAAGAAACAACAAUGACAUCUUAGUACUAAGGGCUGAUAAAGGAAACGCUACUGUAGUUAUGAGUACCGAAGAAUAUGUGCAGAAAAUAAGGAGUUUGCUGUCUGACACAAAUGUAUACAAGCAAGUGUCAUACAAUCCAACGGCCAGUGUUACUCGGCGCAUUCGAACUUUGAUCCACGAAAACAAAGAUGUCUUCACGGAGGACGAGUACAAUUUUCUACACAAACCCAAACCUGUGCAACCCCCUAAGCUAUAUGGUCUGCCUAAAAUUCACAAAAGGAACAUUCCUCUGAGGCCCAUUGUGAGUAAAAUUGACUCUCCGACAUACAACUUGGCUAAACAUGUUGCUGGAGUGCUGCGACCAUUAGUUGGGAAAACACCGUCUUUCGUGAAGGAUUCGGUCCAUUUCAGGGACAUAGUGAAGAGUAUGAGGUUGGAACCCGGAGAUACCAUGGUGGGUUUCGAUGUUGAGUCACUCUUUACUAACGUUCGACUCAAGGAUUGCAUCGAGGUGAUUAAAAACAAGCUGUGUGACCAUGAGUUGCCUAAGGAAUAUAUUGUUCUCAUUGAACACUGUUUGGACGGUAAUUACCUUCUCUUCAGAGAUCAGUACUACCUCCAGAUCGAUGGCGUUGCAAUGGGUAGCCCUCUGGCACCGAUAAUUGCAAAUAUCUGGAUGGAGCACUUUGAAGACCUAGCUUUAGCUACUGGACCAUGUACUGUAAAGCUUUGGAAGAGGUACGUUGAUGAUGUUUUUUGCAUUAUUAAUGGAGGUCAACAGGAAAUAGAACAGUAUGUUAAUUACCUUAACUCAAUCCAUCCAAAAAUAAAGUUCACCUACGAGAUGGAGAAAAACAGAUGCCUCGCAUUUUUGGAUGUGGAGAUCAAAGUGAAGGAGGAUGGUCUGCCAGUUUGCCAGCUGCAAGACUUCUGGCUCCUUUGGGCACAUGUUUCAGGGCAGGGCAUGGGCAGCAUGUAA
This is a messenger RNA of Aricia agestis (brown argus), 1170 nucleotides long. RefSeq lists its product as uncharacterized. The transcript has 3 exons. The record is from RefSeq and is a predicted model, not a curated record. NCBI's taxonomy places the organism in Eukaryota, Metazoa, Arthropoda, Insecta, Lepidoptera, Lycaenidae. The coding region runs from base 1 to 1170 and encodes 389 amino acids.